AUGGAGAAGGACCGUCAGACUCUGAYGGCGGCUCUGUCUGAGAACAUGCUGACAGUCAACAUGUUACUGAGUGUUUUUUUUCUUCCAGGUCUUGUGGCUGGCUGUACAUCACACCUUCACAUUAGAGCCCCGAAGGAGAUGGAAACACUAAGCGGAUCUUGUUUGCAUAUCCCCUGUACAUUUGAAGCWAUCAAUGGGGAUGCUGUGUUUAACAAUAAGACAGAAAUCAUUGGACUUUGGUUUAGAACUGAUUAUAGCAAGGAAACAAAUAUAGUGUUUGACAGCAGCAAGUCAGUCAACGSCUAUCCAAUGAACAUAACUGGAAUCCUGAAGGAAAAUGACUGCACAACUYUAUUUUCUGAUUUAAAAACCAGCUAUGAAGACAMAUACUAUUUCAGAAUCGUGAACGGACCRUUUAAGRCAACAGCYACUUGUGAACAUGUUCAAAUAAAAGUUAAAGAUUCUGCCUGGGAACCAAGCAUGACUAUUUCAGGUGAUCUAACAAACCUGAAGGAGCAUCAGUCUGUCACUGUAACCUGCUCAGCUUUCACUCCCUGUCCAAACUCACCUCCUGAACUCACCUGGAAUCUCCAACUGAGCUGCUCCAGCAGAGCCAAACCUCCACCCAGAUUCAUCUGGUUCAGGAACAACGAACAAGGAGCCACUAAUGUGUCUUUCGGACCAGUUUACAGCUUCAACGCCACUGAGGGAGGAGAUUAUUACUGUUUGGCUACAAAUUAUCUGGGAAAUCAGACAUCAUCAGUGAGCCUUAGGAUUAAAGGUAUAGUGCACGGACAUCUUUUCUGGCUGUUAAUUGCACUGGCAAUUGGGCUGUUGGUGCUCAUCUGCCUCGUUCUUUAUGUCAGAUGUUUCAAGUCCAAACAGUCAGCUCCUCAACAGACUCAGACUCCAGCUGGUGAGGAGGCUGUGGUACAAACACCGUCUACUGCUGCUGAUGAAGAACUGCAGUACGGAGAAGUGACUUUCUUCAAGAGGAAGCCUGAAGCUUCCUCUACCUCAGAAGAGUACGGCAAACAGGAAGAGACAGUUUAUGCACAUGUGAGAGUGUCCAAGUCAAGAAAGUGCUCAACGCACACCACUGACAGUCCAGAUGAUAUCUAUGCUCAAGUGAAGAAAAAGUAGCUUUUUAUUUAAAAUAAAGUUGGCUAGAGAUAUCUGUUAAAGCUACUUUACUUUGCAUAUUUAUUAUGUGAUAUUUUAUGAUAUUUUUGUGCUGUUGUUUUCUUGCUUUUUUUUCUUUUCUUUUUUGGGCUGUGUGUCUUUUACACCUUGCCUGGCAUUGCGACAGGAAGUCGCCAUAUUUUGUACUUCAACAAAGUA
Molecule: messenger RNA, 1341 nt
Organism: Poecilia reticulata (guppy)
Lineage: Eukaryota; Metazoa; Chordata; Actinopteri; Cyprinodontiformes; Poeciliidae
Source: RefSeq, a predicted model, not a curated record